AUGUCCGGCGUCCUGGCCCAUCCAGUGCUGUUUCGCCCGGCGUCGCUACGCCCAGUGCCGUCGCUCGCCCGGUGUUGCUACGCCCGGUACCAUCACUCGCCCGGUGUUGCUACGCUCGGCUUCCUGACCCACCCAGUGUCGCUACGUACGGUGCCGUCACCCGCCCAGUGUCGCUACGUACGGUGCCGUCACCCGCCCAGUGCUGCUUCGCCCGGCGUCCUGGUCCGUCCGGUGUCGCUACGCCCAGUGUCGUCGCUCGCCCAGCGUUGCUACGCCUGGGGUCCCCACUCGCCCGUUGUUGCUAUGCCCGGCAUCGUCACCCGCCCGGCGCUGCUACGCCCAGUGUCCUGGCCCGGCCAGUGUUGCUAUAUGUCCAGUGUUGUUGCGCCCGGUGCCGUCGCUACGCUCGGCGUCGUCAUCCGCCUGGUAUUACUACGCCCGGCGUCCUGA
Molecule: messenger RNA, 450 nt
Organism: Fonticula alba
Lineage: Eukaryota; Rotosphaerida; Fonticulaceae
Exons: 1
Coding region: 1-450 (149 amino acids)
Source: RefSeq, a predicted model, not a curated record